AUGUUCAUGUUUCAUUUGUUGCUCUAUUCUUGCAUUAGUAGAGUAGCUAAAAGUGAAGCAGAUUAAAUAAGGUUACUUACAUCCAACGCAUGCUCGUCAAAUACAUUGUUUUAUCCUCUGAUAUUUGGAGGUUCAGAAUCCGAAUGCACCAAAGACAUUAUAUUUGAUGGGUUUUAUGCAGACUCUAGCGCAAACUUAGUUAUAACUGGAAGAGUUGACAAUUCCUUAUCAGUCAGGAAUGUAAAAUGGAUGAAAAUAUUUUAAAGUAAUCCACCUGCAAAUUUUCUCUCUCCAGUUAUUUCAGAUAAUACUGUUUAUGCAAUCAUCUUAAGUGCAUCUAUUUUGAGAAUGACAAAAAUAGAUAUUGCUACUGGAAACGAAUUAACCUCCCUUAAUUUUGAUGAUAUGUAUAGUUAAGGAACUAUCAGUAAUGUCAAAGUUCAUGUUGACACUAACAGCGACAUCUAUCUUAUGAUUAACUUGAAUACCAAUUACUUCUCCUAUUCUUAAAGUGAAGGAAUGAUUGUAAGAUUGGAUUAAAAUCUAUAGACUUAAUGGUUGUCUAGAAUACACGGAUCAUCUCAAAAAAUAGGAAUAAACUAUUAUGAUAUGGAUUUCUAAAUAGAUCUAACAUCUUUAUGGAAAUUUAGCUUAGCUUUUACUGAUUCUUCAACCUUUAAAUUUAUCGUAAACUAAAUAUAAAAAAGUGAUGCUACUUAUCAAACUGAAGCUACUUGGAGUAAUAGUAUGCCAUCUACAAUUAUUGGCUCCAUAAGGCUAACAAGUGACAUGACUUAAUGGAUAACUCUCUGUUAAAUAGACAUUUCAGACAACUUAUCAUUUUAAGUUGGCCAAACUUCAACAAAUACUCUUAGUUCAAAUUACAUUUCUAGUUUAAUACUUCAAUCAGUAGAAUUCGAGAUUAAUUCUCAAGUUCAAAUUCUUUUACUGAAUGUAAUUCCUAAUAAUGGAUAAAUUUUAACAAGCAGACUCAUUUAAAAAGGUAGCUCAUCACCAAUUAUUUCUGCAAAACUAUUCUUGAGGUAAAUCGGGUCAGGUUAAUUAGUUUAUGCUUUUCAAAAUCAACAAUACCUAUCGACAUUAUAUCCAUCAAGAUUGAUAGUUUUUGCUUCCUCAGAUAUACUCUCGGAUACUAAACAAAGUUGUGUUAAUUUUACUAAUCCUGCUGUAUCAGCAUUUUUGUCUGGUGAAAUUUCAGGCUCAACUAGUUCUACUACUUUACUUUUUAAUCCUACAAUAGAAACUCUAAUGUUAAAUACAGCUGAUUCAGGAUUAGUUGAUUCAGCUUAACCUGCUUCAUAUUAUUAUGCUAUGAGAGAUAUAAAUUCUCUCUAUUCUUGCAGACUUCCAAUUAUAUUCAAUCCUUCUGAAUUAGUGUAUGAUUUUGACAGUUAAACUGGCUAAAAUAUUGCUUAUACAAUAGGAGUUUAGACUUGCUUGGGAUAAUCUUAUAAAAUUUAAUCAAUUACAUAAUAGACAGGAGCUGCUCUUGAUUCAACCAAGUUUGAAUUUAGUUAAUCAUUGAGUACUCUCUAUGUAAAGUUUUUAGAUACAGAUUAGACUGAUUAUGUCGGGUUAAGAUAUUUAAAAGUUACUGCUUUAUACUCAGGCGAUUUAAUCUCCUCAUUCAUAAGAUUGAUAGGUCUUCCUCCGAAAAAAUAUAUCCUAGAUCCUUAGAUUCCUAACCAUGAUCUAAGCAAUUGCACUUUAAAUAUCUAUCCGUUUUAUUAUGGACAUACAUUUUAAGUUAAAACUAAUUUCUUUGACAUUGAUUAGUUUGGAAAUUUUCUGCUAGCAGGAUAAGGGACUAAUUCUCCAUUUGGAUAAUCAGGGGAUUUAAGUAUUGGUAGAGGAUUUUUAACUUCAAUGGAUCAGAGAUCUAAACCUUAUUGGAUAUACCGAGUAGAAUCUGAAAUAACUCCAGUUACUGCUAGUGAAUGCUUUCAUAUUAGCCAAUACUCAACUUAUAUUUAUGGACUCUGCUCUGCUAAAAAUAAUUACUAUCCUGAAAUUGCCUCUUCACCUAUUUUAAUAAAAUUGCAACAAAAUUCUGGAUAAGUUGUGUAUCUUAAAAAUCUACCUUUAAGUAGAUACUCUCCUUCAACACAAACUCCAUUAUUAAUUAUCAGAUGGAUUGUUGAUUAAAAAAUCAAAGCUAGACAGUGGCUAAGCUGA
Messenger RNA from Stylonychia lemnae, 2196 nucleotides. Lineage: Eukaryota; Ciliophora; Spirotrichea; Sporadotrichida; Oxytrichidae. The record is from the annotation of a GenBank genome assembly.